GAAAAGAAGUACAAGAUGGCGGACUGAGAGUCUGUGGCUUUUAUGGCUUUGAAGUUUAAAAUUUAGGAUGGAACAGCUUUGAAGAGGUUUCAUUACUGAAGCCCAUGAAACGGAAGUUCGGUUCGGAUCGAAAGAGUGUUAUCUGAUCUGAAGUGAAGACGUGAUAGAAGAUGGACGACUAUGCUAAGACGGCGACGUCCGGUAAAAGAGAAAGUGAAAGAGAAUCACCAACGGAGGAAAAGACGAAAACUGCAGAUACAGACAUCCAGAAGCUGAUUGGUCAUCCAGAAGAACUUCACAGUCAUCUGCAGUUGGGGAGCUCCGCUUUGAAGCAGACUCCACAGCCCCCCCACAUUAAAGAGGAAGAGGAGGAACUCUGGAUCACCCAGGAGGGAGAGUGUCUUCUAAAGCCGGAGGAAACAGAUCUCGCCGCGUUGCCACUGACUGUUGUCUCUGUGAAGACCGAAGAUGAUGAAGAAAAAACACCUGAAUCUUCUCGUCGGUUGGGUCCUGACGACGUCCAGCCUCAGGGGGGGAGCUCCACUUUGAAGCAGGAGGAUCCACAUCCCCCCCACAUUAAAAAGGAAGAGGAGGCACUUUGGAUCAGUCAGGAGGGAGAGUGUCUUCUCGGGCUGGCAGAAGCUGAUCUCACCAAGUUGCCACUGACUGUUGUCACUGUGAAGACCGAAGAUGAUGAUGAAGAGAAAUCACAAUCAGACAACCUCUUGAGCAGCGAUACGGACUCUGAAGGUGAUCUGAGGACUCACACUGACAACAAACACUCAGAAUGUUCUAAAGAGAAGACCCGUAAAGAAGGUUUGACCUGCUUAGUUUGUGCUAAAAGCUUUUCUCAUAAGGGGAACAUGAAUCAACACAUGAAAACACACACAAUGCAAACAGCGUGCUGUUCAGUUUGUGGUAAAAGCUUUACUCAAAAUAAGUAUUUAUCCAAACACAUGCAAACACACACAGGAGAGAAACUUUUUGAUUGUUCAGUUUGUGCCAAAAGGUUUUCUCUAAAGCGGUAUUUGACUGAACACAUGAAAACACACGCGCAAGAUAAAGCUUUUUGUUGCACGGUUUGUGGUAAAAGCUUUUAUUCCAAACUAGGUUUGAGUCGACACGCAAUGAAACACACGGGAGAAAAAGCAUUUAUUUGUUCAGUUUGUGGUAAGGGUUUCUAUACAAAAUCCAAUCUCGUAAGACACGAGCGAUCGCACACCGGAGAAAAACCAUUCAGUUGUUCAGUUUGCGGUAAAAACUUUUCUGUUAAGAGCCAUCUCAGUGGUCACAUGAGAACUCACACAGGAGAAAAACCUUUUAGUUGUUCUAUUUGUAACGAAAGCUUUUUUUACAGACACCGUUUGACUGAACAUGUCAUGAAACACACAGGAGAAAAACCCUUUCGCUGCACAGUUUGUGGGAAAAAAUUCAUCCAGAAGGUAGAUAUAAGAAGACACAUGAGAACGCACACGGGAGAAAGACCUUUUUGCUGCGCAGUUUGUGAUAAAAGAUUUGCUCAGAAGGUAACUAUGAAAACACAUAUGAAAACGCACACGGGGGGAAAAAUAGUUGCCUAAUUUAUGUUAUUUCGAAUGCAACUGCCCAACACAUGGCGCACAGAAGAAAAUCCUUAACACAGCAUUUUAUUACAAACAAGGCAGAUCACAUAGAUCUCAUUAAAAUGUUUACCGUAUUUUCCGCACCAUAAGCCGCCCUGGGUUAUAAGCCGCGCCUUCAAUGAACGGCAUAUUUCAAAACUUUG
This is a messenger RNA of Nerophis lumbriciformis (worm pipefish), 1765 nucleotides long. RefSeq lists its product as uncharacterized. NCBI's taxonomy places the organism in Eukaryota, Metazoa, Chordata, Actinopteri, Syngnathiformes, Syngnathidae. The record is from RefSeq and is a predicted model, not a curated record.